Messenger RNA from Orcinus orca (killer whale), 617 nucleotides. Its product is annotated as tumor protein D52-like. Lineage: Eukaryota; Metazoa; Chordata; Mammalia; Artiodactyla; Delphinidae. Bases 52 to 459 code for a protein of 135 amino acids. The record is from RefSeq and is a predicted model, not a curated record. The transcript has a single exon. Gene Ontology annotation, cellular component: cytoplasm. Gene Ontology annotation, biological process: B cell differentiation.
GGUGGCGGGCAGGGAGGCCAAGCAAGGACUCGCUGCCGGUGGGUGGGAGACAUGGAUCGCGGCGAGCAAGGUCUACUGAGAACAGACCCAGUACCCGAGGAAGGAGAAGAUGUUGCUGCCACUAUCGGUGCCACUGAAACCCUAUCAGAGGAGGAGCGAGAAGAGCUAAGAAGAGAACUUGCUAAGGUAGAAGAAGAAAUCCAGACUCUGUCUCAAGUGUUAGCAGAAAAAGGAAAGCACCUAACAGAGAUCAAGCGGAAACUUGGGAUCAAUUCACUACAGACACUAAAACAGAACAUUGCCAAAGGGUGGCAAGAUGUGACAGCCACGUCUGCGUACAAGAAGACCUCUGAAACCUUAUCUCAGCCUGGACAAAAGGCUUCAGCUGCUUUUUCAUCUGUUGGAUCAGUCAUCACCAAAAAGCUGGAAGAUGUAAAAAACUCCCCAACUUUCAAAUAAUUUGAGGAAAGGGUUGAAAACUUAAAGUCUAAAGUAGGGGGAACCAAGCCUGCUGGUGGUGAUUUUGGAGAAUUCUUGAAUUUGACUGCAAACCCUAGUUCCACCACCACGGAGCCUCUUCCAGAAGAGACACAGGAGAGCCUGUGAGAUUCCACCUU